AUGAAAAUUGAGGGCACCAUCCAUGUUGGACUGACUUGGAAGAUGCAGCCCAACAUCGCAAGGCAGUUUUUUGAAAACAAGAUUGAAAGUCUGACAAAAGCCAAUGUCGGUGGAGUUGUGGUCAGAAAAUACCCUUCAUUCACUGUUGAUCCACCUCUGGACCUGAAUCUGAGGUUCCUGCUGCUUCUUGCCGGACAGGGGCUGCACCGACCCUUCUUGCAGGUCCACUGUGUGGAGAUGGAGACAGCCCUGGAAGACCUCCAGGCAGGAGCUAGCUGUUUCCUCUGUAACGACUACUUGAAGAACCCAGUGACCAUUAACUGUGGCCACAACUUCUGUUUCUCUUGCAUCAACAAGUUCUGGGAGGACCUAAAGGAUAUUUUUCCCUGCCCUAUUUGUCGAAUGUGCUUUCCAGGAAAGAAAUUCAGGAGGAACACCCAACUGGGUAAUUUGACUGAAGCUGCUAAGCUGCUCCAGAAAAGAAGAAGCAAGAGGAGGAAGCAGAAAGAAAAGGUUGUUUGUAAAAAGCAUAAUCUAGUGUUGGCCUUUUUCUGUCAGCAAGACCUGGAGGUUUUAUGCUCACAGUGCAGCUUCUCCCCCGACCACAAGAAACAUCACAUCUGGCCUGUCGAGAGGGCUGCUCCCUAUUAUAAGAAAAGAUUGGAGCAGUGCAUUGAGUCAUGGAAGAAAAAAGUGAGACGACUAGAAAAAGUCAGGAUUAUACAAACCAGAAGAGCCUUGGAGUUGAAAAAACAGGUAGAACAUGCAAGAGACGAAAUAGAGUCUGAAUGUGAGCGGCUUAAAUUCUGUCUUCAAAAUGAGCGAGAAACUCUUCUUCAGCAGUUAGAAGAGGAGGAAAUGGCUUUUGAGACCAAACUGCGUGAAACCCGAACACAGUGUUCCGAGUAUACCUCGACAUUAAAACGUCUGUUACAGGGCAUAAAGAGCAAAUCAGCCCUGGCAUUACUGACAGACAUUAACUGGAUCUAUCAUGCCUAUCAAAACUUAAAGUCCCCUGAGCCUUUUUCACUCCAGUUAAAGGAAUACAGUUACCAUUUGCCACCCCAGUAUUCUGGUCUAAACAGAAUCAUCGAGCGAUUUGAGGUAGAUGUGUUUCUAGAUCCAGAAACAGCACAUCAUGAUCUGACUGUCUCAGAAGAUAGGAAAACGGUUCGAUAUGGAAGAACACGGCAAAAGUCAACUCAUAGCCCAUGGAGAUUCUACCUCUUCCCAGCUGUUCUGGGUUCCAAGGGUUAUAAUGCUGGCAGGCACUACUGGCAGGUGGAAGUGAAGGACAAAGUUGGAUGGAUCGUGGGUGUCUGUAAAGAGACUUUUCUCGGGAGGAAUCAAGCACCGAAUCAAGCUUUUUCAGUACAAGAUGGAUUAUGGGGUGUUGGACGAUGGGAUGUGGAUGAUUAUGUUGCGUUGGGGACUCAAAAAAUCGAUCUCUUCCCAGUCGUAAUGCCUACAAAGAUUGGUAUUUUUUUAGACUGUGAUUUGGGUGAAGUUUCCUUUUACAAUUUGAGUGACAAAUCUCAUCUGUAUACCUUUAAAGUUUGUUUUCUGGAUGCAGUUUGGCCUUAUUUCUAUACUGGAACUGACCCCCAACCUCUGAGGAUAUGUCCAGCAAGAGAUUCUGAAUAA
Molecule: messenger RNA, 1644 nt
Organism: Sorex fumeus (smoky shrew)
Lineage: Eukaryota; Metazoa; Chordata; Mammalia; Eulipotyphla; Soricidae
Product: tripartite motif-containing protein 60-like
Exons: 4
Coding region: 1-1644 (547 amino acids)
Molecular function (GO): protein binding; zinc ion binding
Source: RefSeq, a predicted model, not a curated record